Messenger RNA from Carica papaya (papaya), 1603 nucleotides. The record is from RefSeq and is a predicted model, not a curated record. Lineage: Eukaryota; Viridiplantae; Streptophyta; Magnoliopsida; Brassicales; Caricaceae.
UAAUUCUUCUUUUUUUUUUCAUUUUCAAAAAAUGUCCGCCAUUACUGUCUUUUUUUACCUCCUUACUCUAUUUCUCUCCGCCACUGUCUCUGCUCUCCCUGCAACUAAAACCGCCGGUUAUCCCCGUCGGCACUUACUCCAUCACCCUCUGUACACUGUGGUUACCUCUCCUCAAACUCAAACUCAAACUCAGGCUCCCAUUCAAGCGCCAUCUUCAUCUCCAGCAGCUUCUCCUCAUCUUCAACCCCAAACUCCACCCCAACAGCAACCCAAGUUCCCAUUUUCCACAACUCCAAACACUCCACAGAAACCCUUUUUCCCAUCCUACCCAUCUCCGCCUCCUCCUCCGCCAUCCGCCUUCCUCGCCACCUUCCCGGCCAACAUCUCCUCCCUCCUGUUCCCCAAUCAACAUGCCUCCUCCCCUUCCCACCACCGCCGCGUCAUCCUCAUCGCCGUCUCCACCUCCCUCCUCUCCGCCGCUCUCCUCGUCUUCCUCCUCGUCGGCAUCCUGUUCUUCAAGCACCGUCAUCACCCAUCCACCACCACCACGAUUGACAAGUCCUCGAGGUCAGACUCCCUCCGCCUGUUUCCUCCAAAUACAGCUCCCUCCGACGGGUCCCAUUACCACAAACAACCGCCUCGCUACACCUCGGCGAACACCAGCUCAGAGUUUCUUUAUCUGGGCACCUUAGCGAACUCGCACGGCGGAAUAGACCAAGAGACUAUAGCGAAUUCAAGCAAUGUUGGUAUUAAAAUCGGCGUAUCUCCUGCUUCUGGGUAUCAGAAACUGGGUUCUCCUGAGUUGAGACCGCUUCCGCCUUUACCAAGAUACAAUGUGUUCCCGCCGAAUUAUCAAAGUGGGGAGCAGUUUAAUCCGAGUAGCGACUUGGGUGGUUGCGAAGAUAAGGUAGACGAUGGGGAGGAUGAAGAGUUCUUUUCUCCCCGAGGAUCUUCUGCACGUAAAGAUAGCCCGACCCGGAUUGGGACCGGGUCGAGUUCGAGGAGAGAGUUUCAGGGAAUUGGUGGAGUUAAUUUCGGUAGCAGAAGUUUCAAUUCAAGAACUGCAUCUUACCCAUAUUCUAAUUCAUGUUCUCCAGCGAAUUCAAUCUCAACAAAUGCAUCUACGAGUCCCGGGAGCUUGAAAUCGAAGUCCCCAGAUUCAGUCGUCAAUUUCUUCAAGCCGGAAAAUCAGUCUCCGGUGUCCAUUUCUCCGUCUUCUUCGUCCUCAGGGCAUACCCAGGACUCACGUGAAAGGAUUUCGAGUUUCCCAUGGCAGACCAAACAGACCCCAGGAAGAAAUGAACGCGUUUCUAAUCAGUUUGUACCCAAAAAGCUGCCGCCACCACCUCCACCUCCUCCUCCGCCGAAGUUUUGGGAGAUUCCGGUGGCUUCAAGGACAGCAAAUGAGCUGGGGCCUCCGCUUUUUGUUAUGCCGUCAAAGUCGGUUGUGUUUCCGAAUUCGGAGCUAAAAGAAAAUGGGAGUUUGGAACAGAAUGAGGAGAUCCUUAAGCCAAAGCUAAAGCCUUUGCAUUGGGAUAAAGUCAGAGCUAGUUCUGAUCGGGCAAUGGUGUGGGAUCAGAUUAAAGCCAGCUCCUUUCAGUGA